CAUUGCCUCCUUGCCUAUUGUAGCCAUUCUCCAUCGUUUUCUAACUAUUUUGGUAUUGGUUCCUUUUCUAUAUGCCUUCAGCUCCUAUAUAGACAAAGCCCAGUUCUUUCUUAUUCCUUCGUUAUCCCCACCCUAUUCUUUGUUUUUUGAUCAAACUCAAAUCUUUUCAUUCUUUGGAUUCUUGUUUUGACUUUCGACCCUGUUUGAUUUGCCUCAAGGUGUUUAAUCAAAUUCCUCUGACAUGUUGGCAACUGGGUUUUGCGUGAAGUUUCCAGAAGGGGGCACAGUUGUGUUAUAAAGAGUUUCAACCCUUCAAGUGUUUUAGAGGGUGUUGGUAUCACCAUAUAUGGCAUCAUCUCUGGAGGACCUUCUAGCAAAAGAUGGUUUCAAAGGAAAAAAAUUAUGGGCAAGGUCGAGGACUUCCUUGCGGACCGAAAGGAUCUCUCAAUACAUUAGUCCAGACCAACCAAAGAGACAUUCAGUGUCAGGAGAUACAGCGAGGACAAGGUAUGCUGUAAAUCGUAAUGGUGCAGUAGAUGAUUUACCAACAGGCGAUGAUAUCAGAGGUAGGAGGGGACUAAGAGAUGACCUUCUUAAAAGAAAUGAAGUAGAUGGAGGAUCAAAGAAAGAAUUUAGGGUCAGUAGACUUGGAGGACUAGGUUCUACUAGCAGGCAGGAAGCUAGGAGUUUAAAUAGCAAUGUAGGAGAGAGAGGCCAUGCUAGUGUAUGGGAAGCUAGAAGUUUAAAAAGCAAUUUAUCGGAUAGAGAUCAUGCCAAUGUGUGGGAAGCUAGAAGUGUGAGAAGCAAUUUUUCAGACAGAGGUCAUGCCAGUUUGUGGGAAGCUGGAAGUUCAAAGAGCAAUGUAUCAGCACAUCUGCCUAGAACUGAGAUAGUUGAGGUUGAAGAUGAACAAUACAAGGACGUAUAUUCAAACGAGUUGUAUCGCUCAGAGGGAAGGAACCAUAGAUAUUCUAAUGGAAGUGUGGAAAAGGAAGGAUUUGAGGAGCGGUUGACGAAGCUGACAGAGGCGGGUAGGAGGAACAGCAACAGUUCAACUACCAAUGUGUCUGGACGUGUGAGUUUCAGUGAGGUUAACAGAAAAAGCAGGAAACAGCGUGCAAGCUCUCAUGACCGGUUAAAUAGAGGUUCAUCAAUCAGCAAAAAUUCUGAAGAUAGCCGCAGCCGAAAGCGUGACAAAGUUUUACAUCCUGAUUCCAAACCUGCUCUUGAUGAAAUUGCUAUCAAAGCCAUAGUUUCCAUAUUGAGUGGCUAUAUUAAGCGUUUUAUAAAAGAGGAGGAGUUCCGGAGUGCACUUAGAGAUAAUUGCAUGAGUUCUUUGGUAUUUAAUGAUCAGGAAAAAGAGCAUGCUGAGACCAAAGUCAUAGAAAACCUGGAAGAAGCAAUAGAAACAAUAUCAAUGGCUGCUGAGGAGUCUGCAAAUGACACAGAUUUAAGAAGAGCCUCUUUGCAGCUUAGUGUUAUCACAGGCUUGACCUCUGAUGAUUUGCAGUAUGGAUUUACAUCGGGGGUUUCUAAUUGCAGGUUGUCAGCUUGUGCUCAUCUCUACCUCAGUGUGGUGUAUAAGAUCCUGAAGAAAGACAGGGUAUCAGCAAAGCACCUUCUGCAAGUGUUCUGUGAUUCACCAUUUACUGCAAGAACGAUAUUGUUGCCUGAAUUGUGGGACUAUCUAUUUUCUCCACAUCUCUCACAUUUAAAGGUGUGGUAUGAUCAGGAGGCUGAUUCUGUGGCAGAUGCAAAAAACGGGUCAAGGAAACUGGAGCUGUUAGGAAAGGUGUACAAUGAUAUUUUAGACUCCGGGACAUACCAAUUUGCACUUUAUUAUAAGGAUUGGCUUACAGAAGGAAUUGAAUCUCCUUGCAUUCCUUCCAUCCCUGUCCCUUCAUUGUCUCUUUGGCAAGUUCAGCAGGGAAGCUCUCAUGGUCAUUCUUCAGAGCUGGCUAGUCCAGGUGGUCCACAAUCCAUGGUCAGCAAAAAACUGUAUGAUGCAGUAUUUGGCCGCGCAAGUAAAACCGAAUUACAUGAAGUUGAAGUUGAAUUGGAUGGAGGGAUUCAAAGCUUUGAAGAAAGUAUGAGAACUCCUGAUGGCUCAGCUGUUGUUGAACAAAAAAGACCAUACUUUGGAGAAGCAUCACAGUAUGGGUAUCGAGAUAUUGAAGAAGAUCCCAGUAAGAUUGCACAAGAAAUUGAAUCCCUAGCUGGAAAUGAACUCUCAAUGGUACCUGACCAGCAGUGGAGUUUCUCUAGAGAUAGUGAUCCACGAGAAAGUGACCUCAAUGACCAGUUUGGUAACAUUUCUAGAGAAAACACAGACAGCACCAAAAUUGUACAUCAACUAGAUCCUAAAGAAAUGGAGCUUACUCAGAAAGGGAUUACAAAAUCAAUAUCUACUGUUUCGGAUUCUAGUCAAGCGUCAAUUACCAGUUCUGUUAUAAAUCCAGUCAAAGCAAUGUCUUCUUCUGAAGGGUCACAGGGAAAUUAUGUUGAAGAAGGAGUUGAUUUAUCAAGUAUUCCCCAGGACUUCCUUUGCCCCUUAAGUGGGGAGUUGUUUGAAGAUCCAGUCACUCUAGAGACUGGUCAAACCUUUGAGCGUUCGGCCAUCAGGGUAUGGUUUGAUGAGGGAAACAGAACAUGUCCUGUGACAGGAAGAGCUCUGGAAUCACUAGCAGUACCUCUUACCAACCUAAUCUUAAAGCGUGUGAUUCGUAGUUGGAAGUCUGAACAUUCGAGGCAACUCUUAGCUUAUGCCUCUCAUGUAGUUGGGACAUCCGGGAGAGUGAAAUCCAAACACUACGACGAAACAAUUAUUUUUGUGCUAGAGCAGCUUCUCACUUGUUUCAGCAAAAAAGAAAGAACGUCAAAUGCCAAACACCUUCUCUCUCUUGGAUUCUUGCAGUUUCUUCUACAAAGGUUCGAAAUAGGAAAGGAGGAAGAGAAAUCACGUGUAGCUGCACUGUUUGCCUGUUGUAUAGAAGCAGAUGCAGGUUGUAGGUGUCUGAUAGCAAGUAGCAUUAAAAAACAAUGCCUCUUGGAGCUACUUCAGGGAAAUGACGUUAGCAUAAGAACAAAUGCGGUGUUGUUGAUGACAGAACUCAUUUGCUUGAAGAGGAAGAAAGAUGUGUCAUUACUUCUCACUGGCUUGCAGAAUGAAGGGAGGAUGAAUAUAAUGGCCAUUCUGCUUAAGCAUCUCCAAAGUUCUGUACCAAACCAAAGGCCCUUGGCUGCUGUGCUCUUGUUAUACCUAGAUAUUAUGGUAUCAGUUGAACCACAAGAGUAUAGCAUAUAUAGAUCGGAAGCUGUUGAUGCCAUUGCUGAAAGUCUUCAUUGCAGCUUAACUAAUGUGAAUGUCCGAGAGACUUGCUGCAAAGCACUUCUUAUCUUGGGAAUGCAUUUCUCUAUCUCUGGAAAAUUGUUGUCACAAAAGUGGAUGAUAAAGGAAGCAGAUCCUAAUGAUAAUGGUGAAGUGGAUUCAGUUGACAAUGGAGAAGACGGUUCACUAGCUAGUGACACAUAUCCGUCGGAUGACGAAGAUAAUUUGACUGAAUAUUGGUUGAGGUACUUGACUAUCACACUGCUUGGAUAUGGAACAAAAUCAAUUUUAGAAAUCCUUUCAAAGUGUUUAGGGUCAGAACACUUAAAUUUGGUCAGGAUGUGCCUAAUCACCGCAGAAUGGUUGAGCCGAGCACUUUCUUCACUAUCUGAUUCCGAGUUUCAGCUCUCAGCCUUCUCAGCUCUCAUUCAUCCACUGAAAGAAAAUCUGAAAAACAGUGAUCACGUUGAGCACCAAGUUCUUGCUACAAUGUCUCUGCUCAACUUCACCAAAAUCUCUGAGUGCAGGGUGCUUUUGAUGGAAAGCACAGAAGAUAUUUCAAUUCCUCUACAAAACCUUGCUGAAGUAACAUGGAGUGCAAAAGUGUUAUAUGCCAUCAUUUCUGGAGAAAGUCUUUAGACUGGUAAGAAAGAUAUGCCGGUCUUAAUAUAUAACGUACAUUACAGUUUACAGUCAUCUACUAUAUAUUCUACUUGAAGAGAGGCAGAACUCAUAUCUCUCCUAGAGAACGAAAUUUAUAAUUGAAAGAAUGACUAUACCAGUAUAUCCUAGUUCAAGCUUGGAGGCACUCGAUCUGCUGCUUGAUUAAUUAAUUUUCUCAAGUCUGUUUUAGUCGGGGCAUACUGGGCGCAUACGCGAGUACUUACAUCAGUUAUUAGAUAGUGAAAACAACGUAAGUCCUGUGGUAACAAAUCUGUAAAUAAUGUAUACUUGUAGAGAGGAUUUCUGGUUUAAGGAAUAUUUAAUUUUUGA
Argentina anserina (silverweed cinquefoil) is the source of this 4321-nucleotide messenger RNA. RefSeq names its product putative E3 ubiquitin-protein ligase LIN-1. The transcript is spliced from 9 exons. Lineage: Eukaryota; Viridiplantae; Streptophyta; Magnoliopsida; Rosales; Rosaceae. The record is from RefSeq and is a predicted model, not a curated record. Gene Ontology annotation, biological process: protein ubiquitination. Bases 347 to 3967 code for a protein of 1206 amino acids. Gene Ontology annotation, molecular function: ubiquitin-protein transferase activity.